Messenger RNA from Botrytis sinoallii, 1521 nucleotides. RefSeq lists its product as uncharacterized. The record is from RefSeq and is a predicted model, not a curated record. The transcript is spliced from 8 exons. The coding region runs from base 1 to 1521 and encodes 506 amino acids. Lineage: Eukaryota; Fungi; Ascomycota; Leotiomycetes; Helotiales; Sclerotiniaceae.
AUGAGAGUCUUUGCUUGGUUAUCCUUACUGUGCGCUGUGCUGCCAGUCAACAUCGUUGCCGCAUCAUUGUCAAUAACUGACGUUGUUGAAGCUCUUCCUUCAUGUGCUCUCACUUGUCUUACCACGGCUCUUGCAAAUUCGACUUGCUCUCCUACCGAUCAACAAUGUAUUUGUACGAAUGUUCCUCUAAACACAGAAGUUAACAUUUGUGUAAUGGAGGAAUGCACUAUCAAAGAAGCACUUAGUACCAAAAAUGUUACGUCCGUCGCCUGCAAUGCACCAGUCAGGGAUAAGAGGGAUUUAUACAACUGGAUAUCCAACUCAUUCGUCGUUGCUUCCUGGAUAGCAUACCUUCUGAGGAUUGCUUCAAGAUUCACCUCUGAUACUCGACUCUGGUGGGAUGACUAUGUUGCGACUUUUGUUAUGAUUGUUGGUUUGCUACAAGCUAUUAUCAACGUUCAAGGCCUUACCGGCAACGGACUGGGAAAAGAUAUCUGGACAUUAAGUUUCAACAACAUCAGUGACAUGAUUCGUUGGUUAUACGCAGCCGAAAUCCUGUAUUUUGCCCAAGUCAACUUCAUCAAAAUCUCGAUCCUUUUCUUCUUCCUUCGUCUCUUCCCCGACCGCAAGAUACGUUGGACAAUCUGGGGUACAAUCAUCGCGAACCUCCUAAUAUUCAUAAUAAUCGACUUACUAGCCGCCUUACAAUGCCGUCCAAUCAGUUUCUACUGGAAAAGAUGGGAUGGUGAACAUUCUGGAAAGUGUCUGAAUAUCAAUGCACUGGCAUUUUCAGGUGCCGGUAUCAGUAUUGUAAUGGAUAUCUGGAUGUUGAUACUUCCCUUGACACAACUUUACGAUCUUAAUUUGCAUUGGAAAAAGAAGAUUGGUGUAGCUGCUAUGUUGAGUAUUGGUAUUAUUGUGACGGUCGUCAGUAUCCUUCGUUUGCAAUCCCUCAUCGUCUUUGCAAAUACUCAAAAUCCCACAUGGGACUACUUCCAACUAGGCUACUGGUGCACAAUCGAGAUCUGCACCGGAAUCAUCUGUUCCAGCAUGCCCGCCAUCCGACUCCUCCUCGUCUGCAUCUUCCCCCGCAUCGCAGGCACCACGCACAAUUCUUCCAACCACUCCAAAUCGCUCGGCUACGAUCCCAGCCGCCGACGCUCCAGCGUUCCCAAACUCGCUUCAAAAAACUCCUUCAUAAACGGGAGACGCGACUCGUAUGCGACGAACCAGGGCAUCACAAUGAAGAAAACAUUCGAUGUGAGUUCAAGCCAUAGGGGCAUGGGAUUCGACAAAGAAAUCGAAGAGGAAGACGGCACGGAACUGGUCAGCAGACAGGCAACCAGGAGUGAAGCGGGAACGGGGGAUGCGGAGCGCGGGCUAGAAAAUACACAGAGUUACGAGAGUAGGGAAGAUGGAGAACAUUUGAGUCCGCCGCACGAGCAGAACUCGCGGUCGAGUAGCGCGAGGAGUAUAAAUGAGGGCAUGUUAAUGAGUUCUAGGAGCCCGGGUUGGGUUUAA